CUCUAUUUAGCAACGAAAGAAGUCGUGUUUUGUAGUCGCAGUUAAUUGAGCAACAUGGGGUUGUUUAUACGUUCGCUCUUGGUCGUUUUGAUCGUGAAAGCUCAAGUUGAACUACAAGUUGAAGCUUCCAGACAUCAGAGAACGGUUUCAUGUAAUGUAGAUACAAAUGGUAAGGUAGACGAGUUAAGGCUUAUUGUAGAAAACUACCUAGUCAUUCUUGAAGAUGAACUCAGAAACACACAAGACCAGGUGAAAGAGCUCAAAGUAAUAAUGACUGAUAAUCAUGAAACUGUUUCAUCGGAGCUGGAGGACACAAGACGUACAAUGGCUGCAAUAUCAACCAACCAAGAAACAGCCACCUCUGAGCAAGAGGAAACACGUCGAAUGAUUAGUGAGUUGCAGACUGCAGUUUCGACCAACCAACAAAAGGUAACUGUCGCACUAAGAAACACAACACUUCAGUUAAAAGACACAAGACGUGAAAUGGGAGUCAUUGGGCGACAGGUGGAAGAGCUCCCUGAGUCAGUAUCUAGGUUGACGAAUAUCCAUGGAGCCAGAGAUUGUUCCGACGUGCUCGCAAGGGUUGAGGCACACAGUGGCGUUUACGCCGUAAAACCGGACUCCGGUAGGCCAUUCAAGGUGUACUGUGAUAUGGAGACGGACGGCGGAGGCUGGACGGUUUUCCAGCGGCGUCAGGACGGCAGUGUAGAUUUCUAUUUGGACUUUGCCAACUACAGCUGGGGCUUUGGGAAUCUAGAGGGAGAGUUUUGGCUCGGUAACGACAACUUGCACCGUCUGACUGCUCAGGGCGAGAACGAACUCCGCGUAGAUCUCACAAGCUUCCGGGAUGAAUCCGGAUAUGCCGUGUAUGAAUCGUUCAGCAUCACCGAUGUUAGCGACAACUACAGGCUGUCGUUGGGAAGUUAUUCGGGAACCGCAGGAGACGUGUUAUCAUACCACAAUAACCAGGCCUUUACGACCAAAGACCGAGACAACGAUGACUGGAGUAGUGUUAACUGUGCCCAGGACCGCCACGGAGCCUGGUGGUACAAUGCCUGCUACCAAUCCAAUUUGAACGGGAGAUACUUCAAUGAGACCACUACGAACAAAGAAGGAAUUAGGUGGUGGGGCUUUUCGGGUUCCCGCUCACUCAAAACAACUGAGAUGAAAAUUAGAAGGAAAGUUUAGUCCUUAAUUAAGGUGGAUACCAUUAUAACAAGGUACGCAGUAAUAAACAUCUCCUUAUUAAUCACCUAAUCACUUCAUCUUUUCUAGGUUUCUAGUAAUUUUGAAAAAAUAAUAAUUUUACCUGUACUUUGAAACCUAAAAAUGUAAAACAUGUUAUACAACAGUUUAUUGUGAAUUAACUUUAAAUGCAAUGGAUUAAAUGAGACAAGUAUAAAAAUCGUGACAUCGAGAUGCUAAAAUAUGCUAAUAAGGAAUGUCAGUUUAAACCCAAAACGACCAGUAUACUUAGUAUGUGAGACUUCCAAGUACAAACGCAUUGCUUAUAAAACUCUCAAGAUACCCUUCUAAAUAACCCGUUCUAAAUCCGACUCGUAUAAUGAGAGUGGAUGCUACAUCUUCACGAGUGUUUUUAUAAGGAAUGCGGUGGCUCGUUGAAUCGAUACAAA
Asterias rubens (European starfish) is the source of this 1634-nucleotide messenger RNA. RefSeq names its product fibrinogen-like protein A. The record is from RefSeq and is a predicted model, not a curated record. The coding region runs from base 55 to 1188 and encodes 377 amino acids. The transcript has 4 exons. NCBI's taxonomy places the organism in Eukaryota, Metazoa, Echinodermata, Asteroidea, Forcipulatida, Asteriidae.